UAGGGAAGCUGUCUGCUAGAAAUCAGAAUUGGAUGGUUGCUGUUCUAUUAUUUUGUAGGAGAAAGAUUUGUGGCUAAUGUAUAUAAAAUGUUGAUAUUUUGACUAAUGAUUAGUUUAGAGCUGUGACCAAUAACUGUUACCUUCACUUAUCUGCGUUCAACUUACUUGGCUUGUCAUGGACGAGGGGAGAAUGAGCGUGGAUUCAGAUGAAGGGGAAAUGAUAAUCAAUGAGAUUGAUGGCUUGCCCAAUCUUCACCCUAACUACAAUGAUCUUCAAUUAAAUCAGCCUACAUCCCAAAUAGAGCCCAGGACCAUUGAUGAGCUUAUACAUGAUGAGGAUUUGCCAAUGUCUGUAAUUGUUACCAACUUGGACAACUCCCUUUUCAAAAAAGACGAUCUCAAGAAAGAAAUAGAAGCAUUGUUCAAGCAGUUUGGUGAAGUAGCGACUUUCCAGUACUUCCGCAGCUUUAGAAGGAUGAGAGUCAACUACAGCUGUCCUACGGCUGCGGCUAAAGCAAGAAUCCAAAUGCACCAAACCCAAUUUCUCAACUCCAUCAUUAACUGUUAUUUCGCUCAGCCCGUGACACCUAUAGAUGCAGCAGAUCAGCAUCUACAGCCACCUGCGCUCACUAAACAGUUUCUCAUCUCGCCGCCUGCCUCUCCUCCUAUUGGCUGGGAGCCGAGAGAUGAGGGGGAACCACUCGUCAACUACGAUCUGCUCGCAGCUAUUGCCAACCUCACUCCAGGGGAGACCCACGAGCUUCACGCUGCGUCUGGCAGUCAGCCUGGCAUUGUCGUACAUGUCUGUGAGGAAGGCGUCACUGCGGGAGUUAAGGGAGCACGAAUAGCCCACACACGCUGCCCUCAACCCGACAACUGAAUCAGUUAUUCUACUAGUUGAAGUAAUAUAAUUUUGCAUAUCAUGUAAUUUGUGAUUGUUCACAUCGGUUCUUUGGUACAGUAGACCCUCUCUAAAUCGUAUCAUCCGCUGGGAUUGUCAGCCCCUGCUCGAGCUAACCCUAAUUAAAUGGUUGUUGCUUUUCUUGGAAUCUAGAGAUUUUUUGCUUCCUUCCUUAUUGCAGUAAUAACGUAGAGUCGUUCCCUGACAGGCUGUUUUUCUUUUAAUUUUUCAUUACUACUCGAGUACAGUAUAUUAUAUUUUAUAAAACUUUGCAUUUAACCAAACAUUUAUUCUGCUGAGUUGUUCACAAGAAUAGUAUCAAUAAUUUAUUGAUUCAUUUUAUACAGUUGCAUGUUUUAGUUAACCUAGGCGCGGUCUCGUAAGGGUUUGGGUUAAGAGAGCGUGUACUGUACCUAUAAAUUACCAUCGACAAUGAGAAAAAACAUAUAAAAUUAUUAGAGCUUGAUUGUCAACCGAUUCAGUUUCAGUUCGGCUUGUAGUCAAAGACGAAGAUUAGUAGCAGUGUUAGCUGGGGUUCAGAAUAAGAGAUGUUAGACUAUUUUUUAAUGUUAGUUGUUAACGAGUCAGAUUUAUAAAUGAUACUUAUGAUAGGAUGAUGUAAAUAUGUGAUGUAUAUAUUUGUGUUUUGUUUCAAAAGAUUUUCCUAACGGACUCUAUUUAUUUUAGUGUUAAGUGUGCGCUUGACUUAUAUAAAUAAUGUUAAAAUACGAAUUAGUUGCGUCUAGUUAGUUGCAAGCUAAGAGAGUCGACGCUUUUAUAUAUUGCUUUUUAAAGAGUAGUGUAUUUUGAAUUUCACUGUCAAAAGUCAAGUUAACUUUGAUGUCAGUUUACAUACAUCUUAUAGGAGCAAGCAACAAAUGCUUUAUUAAAAGUGUAGAUGAUUUCACUCUAGCUUAAUUCUUACAGUAAUAUAUUAUUUUUAAUUAUUCAACAAUCUUUUUCGAGUUUAAAGUUUGCAAAGAUUUAAUUAUAACUGGUCCGUUGGAUCUUUUUGUGAUGGCUUUGUAUUUUAUUAAGUUUAUUUUACAAUUUAAUUUUUAAAACAAUUCCCUUUACCUUUAAUAUGUUUUUACCAAUGAGUAACAUAUUAAAAAUCAUUGUUUUCAAUUAGUUUCAGUACUAUAUGAAUUAUUACUCCAUUGAUUUCCAAAAUACCAUUGUACUCAAGACGCCACUCAAUAGGCCACGAAUGAAAUUAACAACAUCAACCCUAAAAACAAUCUAAGAACCUAUAUUAGCACAAUUUUGAAAGUCUUGUUUGGAAGCAAACAAAUCUCAACUACAAAAUCCAGUGACUCAACAAUUUAUUGUUUUGAUUUUUCUUCAAUGUCUACAGAACUCACUUAAGUAUCAAAUCUUCAAACUAUUGUUGUCCAUUUCAUUUAAAACUGUUCAAACAGCUCACAAUAUUCAGUACUUUAUUAUUAUUCGGAACAUUUGUUUUUAGAGCAUUAAGGUUAAGCUGCUGUGUCUAUAGGUUGGUGGUCCGAAUAAUAACAAAUUAUUCAAUAUUCACUGGUUGCAGGGCCGUAUUUAGAACCUAUGAGGCCCCCGGCGGCUCUCACCAGAGAGGCCCCUCUAUAUUCUGAUUCUUUUAAGGUUGGAACUAAGGGUUUAUAAGUACACAUGGAAUUGCUUCAACUUGAUGAAUUGAAUUGACCUUUUGUUUCCAACAAUCCGAUCGGCAAAAAGACCUAGGAGACUAGCUAAUAAGUAAGUCUAUUAAUUUUUUUCAAUAAUAAUAUUAGGGGUCUUAGGUUGGGGCCAGACAUUUGAAUUUCUUUCGGGUUGAGUAAAAAAUGUUGACCUUCAGACAUCGGAUCAAUGGGGUAGUUAAAAAAAUAAUUAAUUUAAAAAAUAAUAAUUGAUAUAGGCCUACUAUAAUUGGUCUUUACAAAAUAAAUUAUAGUCACCGUUAACGGCGAAAUUGUAAAGAUCUCUUGCAGUCACGAAGGUUUUAACGUCUCCCACGAUCGCGGUGAAACAGAUUAUCGACGAAAUAAAUUUGUCAAGAAAAAGACAUUUAGGCCCCCUCCUAGGCCGAGACCCCCGGCACAGCUGUGUUCGCCAUUAGGGAAAUACGGCCCUGACUGGUUGUUUUUAUUGGUGUUUCAUUGUAAACGUCACCUUCUACCUUGUGUACUUUCUUUGUAAAUGUAAUGUAACUUGGAUCUUGUGUCUCUAUGUUUAAAGUUUAAAAUGUAUGUUUUAAACUAAGACUUGUAAUGUAUGUGAAGUUUAGCACCUGGGUGUUUAACUUAACUUUCUAUGGUGUUUCAGGCACAGCUGGUUAUUCAAAAUUUUCAUAUUUAUCAAUCUGUUUUUUGAUUGUGCACCAGUUUAUUUAUUUUUGUUAGUACUUGUAAUUUUAGUUUCAAAUAUACACACUCACAAUUUAAUACAUGAAUAGUAUGUAGAGUCGACUAUAAGAUCUUAUUUUGGUGCUUUUUCUCUUAUUUCAUUACAUUGUAUAGCUUCCACAAUUUUGAGCUUGCUAGAUUUCGAGUUAGAUAGCAAUUUAAUAGGCAUAGCUUGAUCAAGUUGUCUUGGCAUUGAAAACUUUGAAUUAAAUAGAAUUAUUGAUAAAGUGAUUUUAAUUAAGUUAUACAAUACAAGUGACUCUCGCUCAUCCGGAUCGGCAAAAAUUAUUUUUUUGUGGCACAUUACAGUAGAAUCCGAUUAUCCGAGCUAAACUGUAAAAAAGCUGUAAAAAUUAUUACCGGUGGAACUGCAUAUGCAAGGCUAUCAAUACUGUGGACCUGGAACAAAAUUCAAAAAACGGCUCUAUACAUAUUAUACCCAUACAUAUAUACAUAUAUAUAUUAUAGCCAUACAUACGUAUUUGCUUAAAUCUCGAUAGUCCGGAUUUAUCCUAAUCCUGACCGGACGUCCGCCACAUUAGUUGGGAUGAGCGAGAGUCUACUGUACUUCUAAUUAGUUAUUUAAGAUUGACAGCUUAAAGUUACCCUAAUGUUUAGUGAUGAAAUGGCUUUAAUGACAAAGAAUUGUCUUCAAUAGGUGUUAUUUUUUGUACAGAUUUUUGAUUAAAUAUAAGGGCUGUCUGUAAAUUAUGGUCUCCUUCGUAAUUUCUGGUCAUGGUCAUCUAGUUCAAUAUGAGACCGGUGCCAUGUUCUUUACUUUAUCCACAUCAAUUCGAGUUGGUUUCUGUUAACUGGCUAAGGAUUUAAUGUUGGAUCACUCCCUUCCCACAAAGACCUUAUACUUGACAGGACCAUUCACUUACAUUGCCAUCAACUACUACGAAAAACUAAUGGAUAUUGAAUGUAGGGAAUGAAGUAAAGAACAUUGUGUCGAUUUCAGAUUUGACCUAGCGACAGGGGCCCAAUGAAGACUUAAUUAAUGGACACCCUUUGUAAUUUAAAGGAUAGAGUAAAAACAGUAAUAUAAUCAAAAUGUAUGUUUCAGUCAUUUGUCUUCCACAGAAUACAAUCCUUAUCAAAUGUUAUGUCCUGUCAAGAUCACUCUGAACUAUAAACUGUUAAAUUAUUAGGACUAAUUUGUAACUACACAGAAAAACCCCAUAAACCGAAGUGAAAAAGGCAAAGCCGUGAUUCGGGUAACCUAUUUUUUCGAUUUAUCAUAAGAUAAAAAUUAAAAGACUUUUUCAGCUCAAAAUGAUUUAUAACAGUUGUUUAUUUUGUUAUUUGAUCUGUCAUCUUAAAAUCUUCUAUCAAUACAAAUUUGAUCACAGCGGACAUUUAUCGUUGUCGUGCUGGCCUCUUUGUUUGAUUUUUAGCGAAUUUCCCUAUAGGGAAGUAGCUAUUACCGUAGGUGGCACGGUAAGACCUAGACCCGGGACCGAUUUACUUUUUCAUUUUGAUGUCCCCAGAGGCCAAAAACACCAUUCGUUCAAAUUUUUAUAUAUGUAUAUAUAUAUAUAUAUAGACUUAUAUAUAUAUAUAUAGACAUAUAUAUAUAUAAACGUCCGUGAACGCGAUAACUUGAGUAAUUUUUGUCCGAUUUUGAUGAAAUUUGGUUUAAAGGUGUAAAGCGGGAUAAACUUGA
Molecule: messenger RNA, 4948 nt
Organism: Macrosteles quadrilineatus (aster leafhopper)
Lineage: Eukaryota; Metazoa; Arthropoda; Insecta; Hemiptera; Cicadellidae
Product: protein sarah-like
Exons: 5
Coding region: 176-880 (234 amino acids)
Biological process (GO): calcium-mediated signaling
Cellular component (GO): cytoplasm; nucleus
Molecular function (GO): nucleic acid binding; calcium-dependent protein serine/threonine phosphatase regulator activity
Source: RefSeq, a predicted model, not a curated record